Molecule: messenger RNA, 369 nt
Organism: Saprolegnia diclina VS20
Lineage: Eukaryota; Oomycota; Saprolegniomycetes; Saprolegniales; Saprolegniaceae
Exons: 1
Coding region: 52-369 (105 amino acids)
Source: RefSeq, a predicted model, not a curated record
UUGUUUGAGCCGCUGGUGACGGCUUACCACUACCGCCGACGCGCGGUCGACAUGAUGAGGCCGAUCCUACGAGCCUGUGUGCUGCACAGUGUCUGGCUCGCCCGAAAAGACCGUGUUUUCCGUCCCGAGGCGCCCGCCGUGACGCCCGAAGCGGCCGCUACCCGCACCACGUUCUUGACCAAGCUACAUCUUCACCACUUGAUGCUGAAUACCCAAACGAUGUGCCUCUUCCACAUGAUGCACGCCCUGCGCCACGACGCCUGGCUUCGUGACCACCUCGUCCCCGCUUGCGCCAUCCAUACUAGUGCGCCUCGCCUUCAACACGGCCAAGCCUCGCCGCUGCAGCCGUCGAGCACCAAAAUCAGUUGA